Messenger RNA from Drosophila grimshawi, 1694 nucleotides. RefSeq lists its product as uncharacterized. Gene Ontology annotation, biological process: nucleosome assembly. Gene Ontology annotation, molecular function: DNA binding; structural constituent of chromatin; protein heterodimerization activity. Lineage: Eukaryota; Metazoa; Arthropoda; Insecta; Diptera; Drosophilidae. Bases 8 to 1648 code for a protein of 546 amino acids. The record is from RefSeq and is a predicted model, not a curated record. The transcript is spliced from 4 exons. Gene Ontology annotation, cellular component: nucleosome.
GAGAAAAAUGGCGCGUACUAAGCAGACUGCUCGUAAAUCGACGGGAGGCAAGGCUCCUCGCAAACAGUUGGCAACUAAGGCAGCACGUAAAAGUGCUCCAGCAACCGGUGGUGUGAAGAAACCUCAUCGCUAUCGUCCCGGUACAGUUGCACUGCGUGAAAUUCGUCGCUACCAGAAGAGCACAGAGUUGCUUAUCCGCAAGCUGCCGUUCCAGCGUUUAGUACGCGAAAUUGCUCAGGACUUCAAGACCGAUUUACGUUUCCAGAGUUCGGCUGUGAUGGCUCUGCAAGAAGCUAGCGAAGCCUACCUGGUUGGCCUAUUUGAAGACACGAACUUGUGUGCUAUCCAUGCUAAGCGUGUCACCAUCAUGCCCAAAGAUAUCCAACUGGCCAGACGCAUUCGUGGCGAACCAGUUGCCACAAUCGCCUCUCCCGUGACUGCCACACCAGCUGCAGCCGAGAAGAAGGUGGCCACCAAGAAGGCAGCAUCAGGAUUGAAGGCAAAGAGGACAACAGCUGGAGCAUCACACCCGCCAACUCAGCAAAUGGUAGAUGCUUCGAUAAAAAACUUGAAGGAGCGUGGUGGCUCAUCGCUUCUGGCAAUUAAGAAAUACAUUAGUGCCACCUACAAGUGCGAUGCCCAGAAACUAGCACCGUUCAUUAAGAAGUACUUGAGGACUGCAGUUGCAAGUGGAAAGCUGGUCCAAACAAAGGGCAAGGGUGCAUCUGGUUCGUUUAAACUGUCUGCAUCAGCCAAAAAAGAGCCGAAGCCAAAGGCUUCUCCUCUGGAGAAGAAAACCACAGCAGCAUCAGCAGCAGCAGCAGCUAAAAAGAAGAAAUCAGCUACAGUUGACAAGAAGAAGCCAUCAAAGGUAGCCACCGCCAGCAAAAAGAGCGCUGAGAAAUCGAAGGCAGAUAAGGCAAAAGCAAAAGCAAAGGCAAAGGCAGUAGCAAAGGAUGCUAAGAAAACGGGUGGAAAAGUAAAGGGAAAGGCAAAGUCGCGUUCCAACCGCGCUGGACUCCAGUUUCCCGUGGGUCGUAUUCACCGUCUUCUUCGCAAGGGCAACUACGCCGAGCGUGUUGGUGCCGGUGCUCCUGUGUACUUAGCUGCCGUUAUGGAAUACUUGGCCGCUGAAGUCUUGGAGUUGGCUGGCAAUGCUGCUCGUGAUAAUAAGAAAACUAGGAUUAUCCCUCGCCAUCUGCAAUUGGCCAUCCGCAACGAUGAAGAAAAGAGAAAAAUGGCGCGUACUAAGCAGACUGCUCGUAAAUCGACGGGAGGCAAGGCUCCUCGCAAACAGUUGGCAACUAAGGCAGCACGUAAAAGUGCUCCAGCAACCGGUGGUGUGAAGAAACCUCAUCGCUAUCGUCCCGGUACAGUUGCACUGCGUGAAAUUCGUCGCUACCAGAAGAGCACAGAGUUGCUUAUCCGCAAGCUGCCGUUCCAGCGUUUAGUACGCGAAAUUGCUCAGGACUUCAAGACCGAUUUACGUUUCCAGAGUUCGGCUGUGAUGGCUCUGCAAGAAGCUAGCGAAGCCUACCUGGUUGGCCUAUUUGAAGACACGAACUUGUGUGCUAUCCAUGCUAAGCGUGUCACCAUCAUGCCCAAAGAUAUCCAACUGGCCAGACGCAUUCGUGGCGAACGUGCUUAAAUUGUAAAUUGUAAAGCAUCAAUUGUAACCAAAUCGGUCCUUUUCA